UUUUUUGAUCCAUUUUGAAAAGAAUUGAGCAUUUUUUUUUCAUAUAUCCAAGGAUGGAUGAUAAUAGUAAUCCAUUGUAUGUUGGUUAAAAUAGCCAUUUCUUUCUACGUGCUGAAUUGAUUUUGAAAGCAUUCUGAUUCGUGGUGUUUUUAUUUUGCUAAAAAACAAAGAGUGAACCAUUUCGAAAAAGAUUGCCAUUUUUAUUAUAUAAUCGUUGCUGGUCAGUGGUUGUGUGCUGAUUUAUUUUUAAACUUUUCAUUAAUUGCAAGAUUUCGUUUUAUUUUUGGCUGCUUUUUGGUGUUUUAUCUACGUUUUGUGAUUUCUAUUUUGGAAGUUUUACUUUUUGAAAGAUUCUGAAAUCAAAUUAAUAUUAUGUCAUCGCUCGAAGAAUCAUACCAAAAGCGUAAAAAAGCUUUACGUAAAUUUGAUGAUUAUUUCAAUAGUUUAACUGAUGGCCAUGACGAAGAACUUUGUUUAGAAAAAAUGAAUAUACGUCAAUUAAUUGAACAGAUACGUUCUUUUAAUCGUAAUUUGGCUGAUGAUGAUAAUCUUUAUGAAGAUGAAUUAGUCGAACAAUUCAAUUCACGUGCACAUCGUUUGGCUAAAUUUCUUAAUGAUUCAACAGAUAUUGGUAUGGACGAAGAAUUACCAAAGAAAAUGAUGAUCAACAAAGAUAUACAAAUAAAACCAUCACAACGACAAUCUGAACCAAGAAUGUUUCAAAAUGAUGAUUUUGAUCUAAACAAUGAAAAUGAUCAUAUCGAUUCGUUACUCACUAUAUAUUAUAUUGGUGAACUGGAAUUGACCGAUAACAACUGGUUUGAUUAUUAUCCAAAACUAAUGGAAUUCAUUGUGAGAGAUCCAAAAAUACCGGAUGAAAGGACCAGAAUCAAUUAUUUGAAACAAACUGUUCAAAAAAAUCCGAAAGCAAUUCAAUUAAUUAAAGAUGAAAGAUCGAUAAAAAAUGCUACAAAGAUUCUAGAAGAACAUUUUGAUGAUUGGACUCUACAAAAACGUGCGUUGUUCAUUAAAGAAAUGAUUGAAAAAUUCCAUUUCGAUAAAAAUCGUGAAAGUGAUGAGGCUAAUUUUCGUCAAUUACUUGAUAUUGCAUUACAUAUCAGGUUUAAUGUUAGUGAAGAAUUUCAACAAAAAUAUUUUCCCAUGAUUUUGUAUAAAUUACCGAAUUGGAUUCGAGCUCGAACACUUUCACAUUUCAUACGAAUGAUGAGAGCUAAACUUCGAAUAUAUGAUGCACAACAUGUUUUAAAAGCUGGAACAUACGAAGAAUUGGAAAAAUUAUUUGAUCGUUUAAUCGUCAAUGGAAGACCAUGUCCAAUUUGUUAUCAUCUUCACAAUCAAAUGAAAGCUCAUCCAAUUGUUCGAUGUCGACAUUUAAAUGAAUUUCGUAAUAGAUUUAAUAAUCGAAAUUCUAAUAAUUUAACAAUGUCAAUGGCUGAUCUAUCAAUUUCAUCAAAUCAAUUGUCGAAUGAUCAAUCUGGUAGAAGCAAUCAAAAAUGGUGAUGAAAACAUUAUAUUACAAAAUAAAGAAGAUCAAACGGUUCGUUUGACUUAACUUGAAGCAAUUUUUUUUCAUUACUCUGAACAUAAAUAAUCAUCAAUCAACGAAAUAAUUAAACGGCGAAAGAAAAAGAAUGGUAAAAGUGGUG
This is a messenger RNA of Dermatophagoides farinae (American house dust mite), 1667 nucleotides long. RefSeq lists its product as uncharacterized. The record is from RefSeq and is a predicted model, not a curated record. NCBI's taxonomy places the organism in Eukaryota, Metazoa, Arthropoda, Arachnida, Sarcoptiformes, Pyroglyphidae.